This is a messenger RNA of Manis javanica (Malayan pangolin), 967 nucleotides long. RefSeq names its product olfactory receptor 8A1-like. Gene Ontology annotation, cellular component: membrane. Gene Ontology annotation, biological process: G protein-coupled receptor signaling pathway. Gene Ontology annotation, molecular function: G protein-coupled receptor activity; olfactory receptor activity. The record is from RefSeq and is a predicted model, not a curated record. Lineage: Eukaryota; Metazoa; Chordata; Mammalia; Pholidota; Manidae.
UCCCCACAGGGCUCCCAAACCAAGAAAGCAGAUGGCUGCACAAAAUCACUCUGCGGUGACAGAGUUCAUCCUGGGGGGGCUCACGAGCAGACCAGAGCUCCAGCUGCCCCUCUUCCUCCUCUUCCUGGCCAUCUACUCGGUCACCGUGGUCGGGAACCUGGGCAUGUUCACACUGAUCUGGCUGAAUGCUCAGCUGCACACCCCCAUGUACUACUUCCUCAGCAACCUGUCCCUCAUAGAUCUCUGCUAUUCCUCCAUCAUUACUCCUAAAAUGCUGGUGAACUUUGUGUCAGAGAAGAACGUCAUCUCCUAUGCGGGGUGCAUGUCACAGCUCUCCUUCUUCCUUGUGUUUGGCGUUGCUGAGUGUUACAUGCUGACCGUGAUGGCCUAUGACCGCUAUGUCGCCAUCUGCAGACCUUUGCUUUACAACGUCAUCAUGUCUCAUCAAGUCUGCUCCCUGCUGGUGGCUGUGGUUUAUGCCUCUGGGCUCAUUGACUCAACAAUAGGGACCGUCCUCAUGUUUAAAUUGUCCUACUGUGAGCUCCUCCUCAGUCACUAUUUCUGUGACAUCGUCCCCCUCAUGAAGCUCUCCUGCUCUCGCAUGUAUGGUAUUGAGAUGAUAGUCUUCUGUGUGGCUGGAUUCAACACCAUAGCCACCAGCUUACCUGUCCUGGUUUCCUAUGCCUUCAUCCUCUCCAGCAUCCUCCGCAUCAGCACCACAGAGGGCAGGUCCAAAGCCUUCAGUACCUGCAGCUCCCACCUGGCAGCGGUGGGCUUGAUGUAUGGAUCUGGUACAUUCGUGUACUUAAAGCCCUCGACUGCCAACUCCCUGGCCCAGGAGAACGUGGCCUCCGUGUUCUACACCACAGUCAUCCCCAUGCUGAACCCCCUGAUCUACAGCUUGAGGAAUAAGGAGGUAAAGGCUGCCGUGCAAAGAACACUCAGGAGAAAAGUGUUUCUGAGUUAA